Molecule: messenger RNA, 9055 nt
Organism: Rhineura floridana
Lineage: Eukaryota; Metazoa; Chordata; Lepidosauria; Squamata; Rhineuridae
Gene: USP32
Product: ubiquitin specific peptidase 32
Exons: 35
Coding region: 389-5215 (1608 amino acids)
Biological process (GO): protein deubiquitination
Cellular component (GO): Golgi apparatus
Molecular function (GO): calcium ion binding; cysteine-type deubiquitinase activity
Source: RefSeq, a predicted model, not a curated record
AGGAGGAGGAAUCGGUUAAUUGGCGACGUCACGUGAUUCGGCAUGGAGGCGGCGGCGGCUGAGGCAGCAGCUGAGGAGAGCAGCCUUCUCAAGAGUCGGCGGCAGCAGCGGCGGCGACAGCGCUAGUUGCGAGCGAGGCGGAGGCAACCGCUUGUGAGAGGAGCGGCGACCCGGCUGAGCCUGGCCGGAGAGGGCGGCGGCGGCGGCGGCGGCAGGGUCCGCCAUGGACUGAGGGCGACGCGAUGGGCAACAAGGAGUCCCGCAUCGGUUUCCUCACCUACGACGAGGCCCUGCGGAGGGAUACCCAGUGGUUGAAAGAUGCUGAAGGAUAAAUAACCAAAUUAGAAGCUAAAGAACUACCAAAGAAUGCCAAAUUUGAAUACAGGAUAUGCUCCUGCCUAGGAAAUAUUCUCAAGAAGUUACGGAUGUAGAACUGAAGCGGCUGAAAGAUGCCUUCAAGAGGACCUGCGGACUCUCAUAUUACAUGAGCCAGCAGUGUUUCAUUAGGGAAGUGCUCGGGGAUGGAGUUCCUGCAAAGAUUGCUGAGGUCAUAUACUGCUCUUUCGGUGGCACGUCCAAAGGACUACAUUUCAACAACUUGAUAGUGGGCUUAGUCCUCCUGACAAGGGGCCGAGAUGAAGAGAAAGCAAAGUAUAUUUUCAGCCUGUUUUCUAAUGAAUCCGGAAGCUAUGUCGUCCGCGAAGAGAUGGAAAGGAUGCUUCAUGUGGUUGAUGGGAAAGUCCCGGAAAGCCUCAAGAAAUGCUUCUCGGAGGGUGAAAAGGUAAACUUUGAGAAAUUCAGAAACUGGCUGUGGCACAAUAAGGAGGCCUUCACGUUUUCCCGCUGGCUGCUCUCAGGGGGAGUGUAUGUCACGCUCACAGACGACAGCGACACCCCCACUUUCUAUCAAACUCUCGCAGGAGUCACACACUUGGAAGAGUCUGAUAUCAUUGAUCUCGAAAAGCGGUAUUGGCUUCUGAAAGCUCAAUCAAGAACAGGACGUUUUGAUCUGGAAACGUUUGGCCCUUUGGUUUCCCCUCCUAUUCAUCCCUCCCUUGGUGAAGGUCUUUUUAAUGCCUUUGAUGAAAAUCGUGACAAUCACAUAGACUUCAAAGAAAUCUCCUGUGGACUCUCGGCCUGCUGCAGGGGCCCGCUGGCGGAAAGGCAGAAAUUUUGCUUCAAGGUUUUCGACAUUGACCGAGACGGGGUUUUGUCUCGCAUUGAACUCGAAGACAUGGUGGUUGCCCUUUUAGAAGUCUGGAAAGAUAAUCGUACUGAUGACAUUCCUGAGCUGCACAUGAACCUGCCUGACAUAGUAGAAGGUGUUUUGAAGGCACAUGACACCACCAAGCUUGGCCACCUCACUCUGGAGGAUUACCAGAUCUGGAGUGUGAAGAGUGCUCUUGCCAACGAAUUUCUGAAUCUCCUUUUUCAGGUGUGCCAUAUAGUCUUAGGCUUAAGACCUGCCACUCCAGAAGAGGAAGGGCAAAUAAUCAGGGGCUGGCUAGAACGAGAAAGUCGGUACGGCCUUCAGGAAGGGCACAACUGGUUUCUUAUUGCGAUGCCAUGGUGGCAGCAGUGGAAAGAAUAUGUCAAAUAUGAUGCUGGCCCUGUCGUGAUUGAACCUUCGCCUGUCCUAAGCGGAGGUAAGAAUUUGCUUCCAGGUCCCGCAGCGCACACAUCAGAGCAGGGAGAAGACAAAACAGGCCGUUUAAAUUACUACAGUGCCACAGAAGAAAAGUUUUCAGAUAACAUUUCUACUGCAGCAGAAGCCCCAGAGACCACUAGCAGUUUUCUUUACACACACCCUCCCAGUGCCGAGAUGUGUUUUUCUCGUCAACUUAACUCUUCAGACAAUAACAAUCAGUGCCUGCUUGGAUCUAAUGGGAAUAUAUUGCUGCAGCUCAGUCCACAGCGUCCCGGAGCGAUUGAUAACCAGCCCCUUGUAACUCAAGACCCAACAAAGGCUCCAUCAUUGACUCUGGAAGGGGGUCGAUUAAAACAAUCUCCUCAGUUAAUUCAAGGAAGGAAUUAUGAAAUUGUCCCAGAACCGGUGUGGAGGGCUCUUUACCACUGGUACGGCGCAAACCUGUCUUUGCCGAGACCAGUGAUUAGGAACAACGCAAGCGGCCUGCCCGAGCUGGAGCUCUUCCCGCGCUACCUGCUCUUCCUGAGGCAGCAGCCCGCCACCCGGACACAGCAGUCCAACAUCUGGGUGAACAUGGGUAUGAUGAGCCUGAGGAUGUUUCCUCACCACUUGCCGAGAGGGAAUGUUCCAUCUCCCAGUGCUCCCUUAAAGAGGGUCUUGGCCUACACUGGCUGCUUCAGCCGCAUGCAGACGAUUAAGGAGAUCCACGAGUAUCUGUCUCAAAGGCUACGGAUAAAAGAGGAGGACAUGCGCUUGUGGCUGUACAACAGCGAGAACUACCUUACUCUUCUGGACGAUGAGGAUCACACAUUGGAAUAUCUGAGCAUUCAGGAUGAGCAGCACUUAAUAAUAGAAGUUCGAAACAAAGACAUGAGCUGGCCGGAGGAGAUGUCUUUUAUAGCAAACAGCAGUAAAAUAGACAGGCAUAAGGUCCCAACGGAAAAGGGAGCCACUGGCUUGAGCAACCUGGGGAACACCUGUUUCAUGAACUCCAGUAUCCAGUGCGUCAGCAACACCCAGCCUCUCACCCAGUAUUUCAUCUCCGGCAGACAUCUGUACGAACUCAACAGGACAAAUCCAAUAGGAAUGAAGGGGCAUAUGGCCAAAUGCUAUGGGGAUUUGAUUCAAGAGCUAUGGAGCGGAACGCAAAAGAACAUUGCUCCUCUCAAGUUACGGUGGACGAUAGCUAAAUAUGCUCCCAGAUUUAAUGGCUUCCAGCAGCAGGACUCCCAGGAGCUCUUGGCUUUUCUUCUGGACGGUCUCCAUGAGGAUCUGAACAGAGUUCAUGAUAAGCCGUAUGUCGAACUGAAAGAUAGUGGUGGCCGGCCGGAUUGGGAGGUGGCAGCAGAGGCGUGGGAAAACCAUCUGAGGAGGAACCGCUCAAUUGUGGUGGACUUGUUCCAUGGGCAGCUGAGGUCCCAAGUGAAAUGCAAGACCUGUGGGCACGUCAGUGUUCGCUUUGACCCUUUUAAUUUUUUAUCUUUGCCCCUCCCGAUGGACAGCUACAUGCAUGUUGAAAUUAUAGUAACUAAGUUAGAUGGUACAACUCCGGUUCGAUAUGGACUGAGACUGAAUAUGGAUGAGAAGUACACUGGCUUGAAAAAGCAUCUCAGCGAACUUUGCACACUAAAGCCAGAGCAGAUCCUCCUUGCGGAAGUGCACAGCUCCAACAUAAAGAACUUUCCUCAAGACAACCAGAAAGUCCGUCUCUCGGCGAGCGCAUCUUUAUGUGCAUUCGAGAUACCGAUCCCCGGAUCCCCCACAUCAGCUACUCCAAGUCCUGUGCAAACAGAGUUCUGUAGCGGGCCUUCAGCAAACGGGAUGAUCAGCGUGCUGAUGAAUGGCGACCUUUCCCGGCCAACUCUCAUACCAAACGGGAUGCCAAACACAGUGGUGCCAUGCACGAUGGAAAACGGUUUCUCCAACAGGAUGGUGAACAGCCACGUGACCUCUCCAUCGGAUAGCCCCUUCAUAGGUUAUAUCAUCGCGGUCCACAGGAAAAUGAUGCGGAUGGACAAGUACUUCCUUUCAUCUCAGAAGAAUCGGCCAAGCCUCUUUGGAAUGCCACUGAUAGUUCCGUGCACGGUUCACACGCGGAAGAAAGACUUGUAUGAUGCAGUCUGGAUCCAGGUGUCCCGGCUGGCGAGUCCCCUCCCUCCCCAAGAAGCCAGCAAUCACGCUCAGGACUGCGAUGACAGCAUGGGCUACCAAUACCCCUUUACCCUACGAGUAGUUCAGAAGGACGGCAAUUCGUGUGCUUGGUGCCCAUGGUACAGGUUUUGCCAUGGCUGUAAAAUUGACUGCACUGAAGACAGAGCUCACAUGGGGAAUGCCAACAUUGCUGUUGACUGGGAUCCCACGGCACUUCAUCUCCGCUACCAGACGUCGCAGGAACGGAUGGCGGAGGAGCACCAAAGUGUGGAGCAAAGCCGGCGCGCACAGGCGGAGCCAAUCAACCUCGACAGCUGCCUCCGGGCCUUCACCAGCGAGGAAGAGCUGGGCGAAGACGAGAUGUACUAUUGCUCAAAGUGCAAGACUCACUGCUUGGCCACGAAGAAGCUGGACCUGUGGAGGCUCCCCCCUAUCCUGAUAAUCCACUUGAAGCGCUUCCAGUUUGUCAAUGGUCGCUGGAUAAAAUCCCAGAAAAUCGUCAAGUUUCCCCGAGAGAGUUUUGACCCGAGUGCCUUCCUGGUGCCAAGAGAUCCAAGCUGUUGGCCACAAAAGCUGCUGACUCCUCAAGUCGAUGAUCUCUCGGAGCCUCGGAUUCCACAGGAAGAGUGCAAGAGAACAGAGGCACAGAACUCUGCUGUGGCUGGGGAAGGCGAUGUGCUGAUUAGAAGCCCCUCUUCCCUCAAUGCUUCUGGCAUCUUAAAUAAUGUCAAAGCAUCCCCAUCUCCUGGACAGAAGUGUGUAGCUGGCUGUCCAUCGAGUAAAAACAUUAGUCCAACCGGUAGCCCCAGGACUUUAGGAAGAGGCAAGGGGCGUCUCCGGCUCCCCCAGCUGUGUAAAAACAAACUGUCUAGCAGCAAAGAGAACUUGGAGACGAGCCGAGAGAAUGGUACAGACUUGGACCCGAAGGCCACCCCUGACCCAGGCGAUGGCUUCAGCCGAGGGCAUGCUUUGGGGGGUAGCCAGGGCGAGCUCUUUGCCGCUCAGGACAGCGAUGUGACUUUAGUCAACGGAUACCUUUGCAAGCAGAACUCUCACAGCAACGGCAGCAUCAAUGGGGAGGAGGAGAUGGCGGUUGACCAAAGAGGAGAGAUCUGUGUUAACCCCAUCUACAACCUAUAUGCAAUUUCGUGCCAUUCAGGAAUUAUGGGAGGAGGUCAUUACGUCACUUACGCCAAAAACCCAAACAGCAAGUGGUACUGUUACAACGACAGCAGCUGUAAGGAAUUGCAUCCUGACGAAAUUGACACGGACUCCGCUUACAUCCUUUUCUACGAGCAGCAAGGGGUGGACUAUGCACAGUUUCUGCCAAAGAUAGACGGCAAGAACAUGGCAGACACAAGCAGCAUGGACGAAGACUUUGAGUCCGACUACAGAAAGUACUGUGUCCUGCAAUGAGUGAGGUGGAGGAGGUUCCACGGAGCAUUCCUGGACGCCUCUUGUUUGGCAAAAAAGAAAAAUGGGUUUUAGCAGACUGGAAGAGCUAAAUGUAGUUUUUAUUUUUUUUAGUUUCCUCUCAUGAUCUGAAAGCACAACUAGAAGAAAAGAACCCCCUAAUUAAAUAGCAGCUCACAAUAUGAGAUAGUGUUCUUUUUGUCUGGAUCUCUCGCUAACACGCCCGGAAAAACAAACAAGAUAUUGGUUGGAUUUCUUUCUUUCCCCUUUGGCCUUUUAAGCUGGUUUGGUGUAAGCAAACUAGGACCAAGUGAGUUUAAAUUUUAAAUAAUCCAAAUAAGAGCUGGCCCCAGAGUAAUAAAAAAAGUUGUGAGGUGGUGGUGGUGAUUUUUCUUUUAAGUUACUCAUAGGGAAGGGGGAGAAGAAGAAAAUAAUCUUUUGAUGCUGUCUUCAGAUUUAAGAUAAUUUAACUUGUAGUGUUGUCUGUAGACAACAUGAAUUCGCUACCUCCUUUUUCUGAAGUUCCAUUUUAGUGAUGAGAUAAGGAAAGCCAAGCUAGGCAACCUGCACAAAAAAGCACGCAUCAUGGUUUAGGGAAUUCCCCCCUUUUCAGUUUUUAACCCUCAGUCUUGGCUUGUUGAUAUCGACAGCCUGUUUCUGUUGUUCUGAGAAGAGAAUUGCUUUCUUGCUUUCAGGCUGUGUUGAGUUUCACCCUCUUGGCUAUGCGGUGUGCUUUCAGAAUAGCUUGGAAGGGAACUUUUCUGUCACUGUGAUUUUAAGGCUGAGAUGACUCCAGGCUUGGGGGCGGGAAGAAUGUGGGGAACUAUUUAGCAUUAAUUCCUAAUCCGAAGUUUUUGGCCAGUAGACACACAAUAAGCUGAUCCUGGCGUCUCUGUGAGAUCUGCACCCUGGCUUUUGUGAAAGUUUUAACAUGCAUGGGGCACCCCAUCUUAAAAUCUACAUAAUGCGGGGGCUCAGGCCCAAUGCAGACACAAUACUGGCAAACUCGCAAUCAUGGUUAAGACUCUGGGAGUUAAAUAUGGGGUGUACAUGUGAACCCCCUCCUAAAGUAACCACCUCCAAAUUUUGGUUGAGAUGCAGCCCUGGUUUUCAGUGUCUGUGCCGUUGCAACAUUUAACCACAUGUUCACAGAAUUCGCAUUAGACGGGGGAGUAGAGGGGGGAGUGUGAGAUUACUGCCCCCUUCCGAUCUUUCAACUAUGGUUAAGCAUUUAUGAGCAUUUCUUCUGUGCCAGCCCUUAGGUAGAGAAUAUUGUCUCCCCAAUUUAAGUUCCCCCUUUAUGAGCUGCAUGGGAUGGUGGUGGCCUUUUUUAAAAAAAAAAAGAGAGAGAAAAGGAAUUGCACUUUAAAAUAAAUAAAUAAAGGAAAGGAUAAUUACAACUCGAGCAUAGUUAAUUUUGUUACUGGUAAUUGCUUUUGGACUGAGAAGUGGGGGCACCUUUUCAAUUUAAAGAGCAAGGCAUCCUGUCUGGGUAGCUAUUAGAGUUUUAAUAUUGGAUGUUCUUCAAUCUGCUGGAAAAUCUGGGCAUGCUCCUUUCUCGUCCUGCCCUGGAAGGGAACAUGGUCUCCCGUUUCUUACUGUAAUAACAUUGGCAUUAAUUUGCAACUUUUCAAAACAAAGUUAACAACCUACAUCAACAGACUCUGUUGCCAUUCAUUUAACUUUGUCCCACUGAUGCUGUUCAUUUGGAGGAAGAUCUGUGAAAGAGGUUGCAUCAGAACUCCCUCUUGUCUAGAAAGAUCUGUGAAGAGGAUACUUAAAUCCCUGUUGACGCAGGCCCAACAAUCUUCCUCGAAAGUCCAUGUGGCAACCAGCUUGGAAGCAACAUCUUUGUGAAUCUGUCCCCCAGCACCUCAAUGGAAGCCAGGGGGGUGAGCAACUCAGCAAUUAUCUUAACCCAGAUUCUCUUGCUCUUAUAAAGCACCUGCGCUAAAGAAGAUUGUUGAGUACGUUGGCUCAUGAACUUAAAACAGUGUUGUAACUCUUUAAUUCACAAUGUGUCUGAAUGAGCAGGUGAUGUCGGGGUCGACUGUUAUUUUUAAAACUGGAACAGCCCAGUUCUUGCUGAACUGCUUAAAUUGUGUUUGGGCUGUACCACUUGGGCUGGUACCCACUUGGGCUCAAAUGACUGGAUGGCACCUCCAUACAAAAUGAAAAUUCCUUGAAUUUGGGAAGGUUGCAGGUCAGGGAGAAAGCUAAGCAAGGAUUCUUGGCCUUGAAAAGCUAGCUUUCUAGAUAGAGGAUUUUUUUUUAUAAAGCAACAUCUGCUAAUCGGAGCAGUCUGAAGUGGUACACGCACAGAACUCCGCUAAAGUUGCAUUAUUUAUUUAAAUUGUUUUCAAUGUGCUUUUCUACCCACUCACUGACCCCCCCAAACAGAAUCAUUUGGCUUAUCAACACCAAGGCAAAGAUUUUGCUUCCCACUCUCCUCUUUGAUGGAGCUUCACCUUUUGUUUGAAGUUAACGUGCAACUUUCUGGCUGAUUUAGUGCAAUUCUUUUAGCUAGGUUCCUUAAUGAACUUACUAGGAGGCAGCACUCUUAGACCUUUCUGGAUCUGGGGAUAUUGAGGAUUGCAGUAUCUUGUGUCCCCUUGAUGUUUUGAGACAGUUUGCUUUCUAUAGACCAGGAGUGGGGAACCUGUGGCUCUCCAGAUGUGGCUGGACUACGGCUCCAGUCAGUCCCAGGUGUUAGCCAUGCUGGCUGAUGGUUGGACUCCAGCAACAGCCAGAGGGUCGCAUGUUCUCCACCCCACGUCAAACACUGUCUAGCUAUGUGGUGGAGGACUGGCCAUGUGCCCCAUCUCCCUUCCAUGCCCGCACAGUAUGAUGUGGGCAUUUCAUGUAGAGACCAGUUCUAUACAGUGACAUGUUUGUGUGAUGCUUUGUCAUCCCUACCAAUCGGUAUGGUUAGACUGUGAAUCCAGGCCUCAUGCAUACAGGCUUCUGUAUAGAGUCAGGCAUUACUUUGCAUGUGUAGUGGAAGGUCAGGGCCUUGUCCAACCCAUCCUUCACCUCAUGAGCUGCAAGCAGGGGACAAGUAUCUGUACUGAUCCUUAGGAAGUUCAUCCCAUUCAGAAGCUAAAUUUGGUGCUCAUUCAGGCAUUGAUCUUCACCUUUCAAUAGAUGCCAUGCCUCAGGCCAGUAAUUUCUGAUGCAAGCUUUACCCUUGGCCAAAGGGAGUGGGGGCAAUCAGUUGUGCACCUGGUAAAAAUCCAUGCACUUAAAAAUGUGGCUUGGGUAGGAGCUAACCCUGUGUGUGUGUGUGUGUGUGUGAUUUCCACAAUAUGUUGCUCCCAAAUCUUUCUCUGUAGCUGUGAGGUUGGAGAAUACCAAGCCUUUUUUUUAAAAAAGGCGGAAUUUCUAGAUUCAGGACUAUUUUGAGACUCCCUUAUCUCAGUUUCCUUUUGCAAAACUCUUCCACGCACAGAUCUUUGAAUUAGCUUUCCUUCCAAAACUUUCUCUGUUGUUGAAAUGAUCUACUAAUGUCAUUUUAAAAUCUGCCAUGUUUUAUUACAUUGGUUGUAAUUAUUAUUUUUAAGGGGAAAAAUUAAAUUAAUUCUUAAAUUUAACAGGAAAAUUUAUUAAGUUAACUCUUAACCACAUUCACUUUGUAAAUUAUUGUAUAAAAACUUAUUGACAAUGCACUGAAUUUAGAAAGACCAUGUACAUAAGUACUGUGUAAAUAAUAAAAAAGUAUUAAUGUAUUGGAAUAUGAACUGUAUAAAAAAAAAGUCCCAAGUAACUGUAUAUGGAGUGAACCUGUUCAUCUGUAACUAUAUUAUCUAAACAAAUUAAAUACUGUGGAUGCAGCGUGUUGCCCCA